GUCAAACCCAUUAGUCUAAUUCCAUAGCUGAGGCCUGAUUGCAUCAUCCUCUCUUUUAUGUCCAGUCAAACCCUAACCAGGGUUUAAGCGAUCUUUCAUUUUCCCUCAAUUUCUUUUUAUUUUUCAAUUAAAAUUUCCCUCUUGAUCCUUUUCAGAUAACUCAUCUAAUUUCCGAAGCAAGGUCUGACGUUUAAGAAAAGUGAACAUUUACAUAGAAAUGGCAGCCCAGGCAGCAGCUACCACUUUCAAUGGAAACUUAAAGAAAGCACUUGCUGGUCUGAGGCGAAUUAAUCUGGAAGGUUUGAGAUGGAGAGUCUUUGAUGCUAAAGGACAGGUUCUUGGAAGAUUAGCAUCUCAAAUUUCUACUGUGAUUCAAGGAAAAGACAAGCCUACUUAUGCUCCAAAUCGUGAUGAUGGAGAUAUGUGCAUUGUGAUUAAUGCCAAGGAUGUAUGUGUUACAGGGAGAAAACUUACGGACAAGGUUUAUUACUGGCAUACAGGCUAUAUUGGCAACCUCAAGGAAAGAAGUUUGAAGGACCAGAUGGCAAAGGAUCCGACAGAAGUCAUACGCAAAGCAGUCCUACGCAUGCUUCCUAGAAACAAACUGCGUGAUGAUAGAGAUCGAAAAUUGAGGAUAUUUGCUGGUAGUGAGCACCCCUUUGGUGAUCGUCCCCUUGAACCAUAUGUAAUGCCUCCCCGAACUGUACGAGAAAUGAGGCCUCGUGCAAGAAGAGCCUUGAUUCGAGCUCAAAAGAAGGCAGAGGAGCAAGAACAAGGUGGCAACCAAGGAAAAGGCAGAAAGAAAGAAGCUAAGACAGAAGUGACAGCAUAAAGAGUGAUUGGCCUUAUGUCCUUCUCUGAUAGCCGGUGAUUUUCUGUUCUGUAUGCAACCACAGCAACUGUGGGUGUAGAUCAGCUCUUGUUGGAAUAAUAGUUUUGCUUACCAGUUGGCGAAAAAUCUUUCUAGCUUGAACAUACCAAUUCUAGUUUUUCUUUUCGAGGUGAUGAUUUUUCAGCACAGCAAAAGGUGUGGCUAUUGUCAGCACUUGUUGGCAACUCCUAAUUCUCCAAAUUCCAAACUCCAAACUACUGCUUUAAACAUGGGCAUUAAACUAUUUCUUUGUUGUUAUACCAUGAGUAAUGCUCACAGAACCUAUCUUUCUGAGACAAGAUCACGCUUCACAUUUUAUUUGACUUGAUCUCUACUCCAUGUGUGCUGUAGAAACUUCCCAUUUUUUUUCUUACUUUUUUGGGUUUAAAAAUUCCAUGGCCUUGACCUAUCAGCUUUUUCCUUGGGGAAGCUUCUAAAUGCAUUCCGGUUUUGCUCU
This is a messenger RNA of Durio zibethinus, 1328 nucleotides long. The record is from RefSeq and is a predicted model, not a curated record. NCBI's taxonomy places the organism in Eukaryota, Viridiplantae, Streptophyta, Magnoliopsida, Malvales, Malvaceae.